GGCGUAGCUAGCUAGCUCAGGUAUUCGAUGUCUUGGCUUCUACGCUACGGCUGGCCAGAGAGACAGGACUAGUACUAGCGCUACAGUCUGAGCUGCAGAUAUAAUGGAGAGACUGCUGUCAUUGCUACUACUGUUAGGAACUGCACUACAAGUAUCAUGUAGCCUUGUGAGUCUCCAGCCUUUAGCUCCGGAAAUCUUUGAGGGCCAAUCGUUAAAUCUUUCUUGUAAUACUUUGCUAAUGUCACCUUUGACCUUCAGCUGGCUGAGGGAUAGUACACUGUUACCGGGGGAAACAGACUCUACCCUGUCAGUAUCUAGUGUACCAUUGGAAUGGAAUGAUUCUGUACUCACUUGUGUAAUAGAGAAUGUUGGAAACACCUCCACCAGGCUAUCUGUGUUCCCUAGGGAGCCAGUAUUUACAGAGCACCCAUCCAGUGUGACUGUAGACCAAGGUAGUGUGUUCAGUUUAUCCUGCUCUGUCAGAGGGUUUCCUCCACCUACUGUGCAAUGGUAUAAAGAUGGCAGUGUUUUCUUAGUGAUAGCCCCUCAAGGGACCAGCCUCGUCUUCCCUCCAGCAUCUGAUGAGUAUGAGGGAGUGUAUCGAUGUAGAGCACUACAGGAGAGUUCCCAACCUGUCUUCUCUAAUACAGCCAUCGUGACUGUCAGAUUCCCCCCAGAGUUUAAUAUACAACCAGAGUCACUGAGUGUGCUCAAUAACACAGCAGCUUCCCUCAACUGCUCUGCUAAGGGAAAUCCCCCACCCACCAUAUCAUGGUUUCAUAACGGAGAACAGGUUACCCCUGGUGACAGAUUGGUUGUCCUUAACAACGGGAGUCUAAUAAUCGAGGCUGUGAGGAUGACAGAUAGUGGCGUGUACCGUUGCCAUGCCAACAACUCCCUCGGCAACAUAGAAUCUGAUGAUGCCUUACUCAUGGUUGAUUUGUUCCCCUUGUUCCGACGCACUCCACAAGACACAACAGCUCAACUAGGAGAUAGCGCUGUGCUCAACUGCUCUGUAUUUGCUAUACCCACUGCUGACUAUACCUGGAGGCGUGAUGGACUCACCCUAACCCUGGAUGGUGUUAGACUAGCCACUGACAAUGGUUCCCUCAUAUUAUCUGAGCUCUAUCGCAACGACUCUGGUUCUUAUGAGUGUACUGCUAGUAACCUGUAUGGAGAAGUCACCUCUCAGCCUGCGCUACUCACUGUGUUAGGUCCUCCACUACCCCCCACGGUGACACUGAGGGAGAUAGGAUCAUCAUGGUUGUUCUUGUCCUGGGAUCCACCCCCACACACACUGCCUCCAGUGGGCAACUAUCACCUCCUCUAUAGACUAGCCAUUCAUAGCAGCUACUCAGAGAUGGCCACACAACAACAGUUCCUCAACCUCACUGGACUCUACCCUAAUGCACAUUACCUCGUUAAGGCUAGAGCAGAGUCUCCUCUUGGUUUGAGUGACUCGAGUCCUCUUGUGUCCAACACACACACACUAACUGGACUACCUAAUGGAGAGGGGGUCAAGGAUGGACCUGACCACCUUCUAGUGGAGCAUACUAGUCCUCAACAUAUCACUGUGCACUGGACAGUACCACAAGAGCUAUUGAAUACUUCUUAUGAGGGAGCUCAAGUGUCCUUACUCACUAGAGCUGGUGCUAAUGUCAUGGAUGCUCAGUCUGUACAGAGCCCUGUCAGUCUAACAGAUCUCUCACCAGCUACUGACUAUUCAGUAGAGAUAGCAUUCCUGUUCACUGGUGGACACACUGGCCCACGCACCAGGAGAUCAGUCACCACUCUCGAUGGCAUUCCCUCCCAGCCUGAGGAUCUAAGCGUCACCCUACUAUCACCAACCACCCUCAUACUUGAUUGGGAAAUACCUUCAGAACCGAACGGAACCGUCAUGGCUUACACCGUUACCGUGGGAACUAGAGAGAUUGUUGUCAGGGAUGGCAACACGACAGAGCUAUUGCUAGGCAACCUGACGGCGUACACAGUGUACAUAUUGCGUGUCAGUGCUAACACAUCAGCCGGACAAGGAGAAGCAGCUAGCAUCAACAUCACUACUCAUCAAGAUGUGCCUCCUCCUCCAAGUGGACUUAGUGUUCAGCCAAUCAAUUCCACCGCCCUGCUGUUGUCAUGGCAACCUCCCUCCCCCCUCCCUGGAGUGUUACUACACUAUACUAUCAUGUACAACGACCAGAGCAUCGUUAUAGCCCCGCCCACAAGGACGCUUGAGUUGACUGACCUGUCACCAUACACACUGUAUCAAGUCAGCAUUGCCGCGACAACCGAGGCAGGUAUGGGGAACUUCAGUAGCACACAAGAUGCUCGCACGCUAGUAGCAGCUCCGACUGCCAUUGCCAUGGUGAGCAGUGUAGUACAGAGCUGUCCACAUGGGAUCACUGUUAGCUGGCUGAUCUUUGAACCCUCCGCUAUCAACGGACCUCCGAGUGAAACAAGUCUGAGGAUUGAUGUGUUUGGAGGAGAGGACAAUAGAACCAUCGCCAUUGGUUACCAGGAGGCAGGGAGCUUCACUAUUGAGAAUGUCACCAGCUUCACCAACUACGCUGUUGCCAUGGCAAUAUUCAACGCUAAUGGUAGUGGACGAAUCAACAACAGCGUCACCAUCAUGUCAUGUGAUUCAAUUGUGGAUCCACCAGACAAUGUUGCCGUGGAUACUAUCACCUCUACAUCACUCCGAGUAACCUGGCAACCAGUUGUGGUAUCUCGUGGGAUGUUAGUUGGCUAUAUAGUGACAUACAGGAAGAAUGAAAGUGAACACACAGCUCCCACCAACAGCACAUCCAUCAUCCUCACAAACCUCACAUCCUACACUACCUAUGUUGUGAGUGUAUCCACGGUUACAGGAGGUGGUCCAGGAAACUCCUCCCCCUUUCUGACAGUCACUACUCUAUCAGAUGUUCCCACUAGUGAUGUGAUGCUACUCAGUGCAAUGGCUGAGUGUCCGAGUGACCUUCUCCUGACCUGGAUGACCUCUGACCCUAGUGGCGUCAACGGUCUUCCCAACAUGACCACACUGAACAUUACUCUGGUAUUGGACUCUGGCUCAGAGGAACGUUUAUUCCCAUACAACACAUCAGGAUAUGGGGAAAUACGACUGACGGAGUUGCUCCUAUCAACUAACUACACAUUACUCGUGGCUCUGACUAACGUGCAUGGAACUGGACCACAGAGCACACCCCUCACAGCCUCCACACUGUCACAGGGACUAGCAACGCCCCCACAAACACUCACUGCACUAUCUAGCUCACUCACAUCGUUACUAGUGUCAUGGCAACCACCACGCUUCCCAAACGGAGACCCAAAUUACAUAGUGACAUAUCGCCGUGCCAACAGUGAUGAUAACUACACAAGCAUCUCUACCAGAGCUCUGAGUACAAAUAUAUCAGAUCUGAUGCUGUUCACAAGAUAUCAUAUUGAAGUAUCAGCUAAUACAUCGUGUGGUGUGUCGAAUAGUACGCAGGUCAUAGGUCAAACCCCUCCCACUGUACCUAAUGACCUCCGUGUUGUGGUCACCCUCCCCUCAGCUAUAGUAGUGGAGUGGAGUGCACCAACCAGCCCAAACCCACACCCUGAUGAUGGUGACUCUCUGGUUUAUAUGGUUGCUUGUGGUGAUGCUGCCGCUGUUACCAUGACGAUGUUAUCACAUGAGUGCUCAGGAUUAGAGUCAAAUACUAGUUAUAUAGUGACAGUGACGGCCAGCAUAGGGGAAGGUCAAGGUCCGUUUGUCUCCAUAGAAACAAGGACGGCAUGUCAAGACCCUGUUCCCAUGGUAACAGCGAAGGAUGAUGGUAUCUCAGUGUACCUUCCCACGCCAGCCAAUGAUGAGUGCGAUGUAACUAGAGCUGACUAUGUGCUAGUGGUGGUACAAGAGUUGACCUCUGACCCCCGUCCAUCCCGCCCACUCAACAGCUACACACUGGAGGAGUUAGUGGAAGCCACACAACGCUACUCUGACACACGCCCACGACGUCAAGUCAUCCCUACAUCACUCUACAUAUCAGCCAAUAUCUCAGAGAGUCAGUUACAAGGUGACCCUGGGUUCACUGUCGGAGAUGGCAGUGAUUACGGGGGCUAUAUGAACUAUCCCCUCAAACCUGGAGUAUACUAUACUGUUGGAUUAAGAGGUGUCGUUUCCGGGGCAACCACACCAAUAUUUGCUGACUCAUCAGUAUCUCCACCUUUCACCGCCCUCCCCCCUGAAGCCACACCUCCUGUGACCACACCCCCUACAACAGAGCCGCCCACCAUCCCAGUAGUGAUAGUGGCGGCCGUGGCUGGAGCAUCAGCUGUUGUACUGUUUGCCAUUCUCCUAGUGGCUUGCAUUAUCUGUGCAUGCUCUUAUUGGAACAAACGCGCCAGCCAGUACAUUGUGGCCAAUGGCAAUGGCAGUGGAGGAGAGCGCAUCACACGCAGCUCAUCAUUCAGACUGUCAGCUAAGAAGAAAGCAGGUGACCCAGUGGAUGACUUCAGGGCCAACCAUAGAACAGAGGCUCUGGAAGACCACCCACCUGUACCUGUGGUGGGCUUUAUUCAGAAACUGUUCGUCAUGAGAACUAACGACAAUCAAUUGUUUCUUGAGGAAUUUGGAUCCAUUAACAUGGUACCACAGCAUAGCACAGAGGUUGCCGAUAGCAACGCUAACAAGAGGAAGAAUCGCUAUAACAACAUUCUACCAUAUGACAACAAUAGAGUCAAGAUCAAGAGCCACGGAUCUGACUACAUCAAUGCAUCCUACUGCUCAGGCUACAUGAAGAAUAAGAUAUACAUAGCGACUCAAGGACCCAUAGCGGAGACAGUGGGGGACUUCUGGAGACUUGUGUGGGAGGAGAAUGUGCGAGUCAUCAUCAUGCUCACCAAUACAUCGGAGAAGGGAAAGGUUAAGUGUGAGACUUACUGGCCUCGUGACCUUGGUUGUUCUGCCAUCCAUGGACACAUUGAGGUCAUCAUGGACCAAGCUACAGCACUGGCUGACUUCACCAUACGCACAUUCAGUCUACAGAAGGGCUCCAAGGAGAGUAGACAAGUGAAGCAGUUCCACUUCACGUCAUGGCCAGAUCAUGGCGUGCCUCAACAUGCCACUGCCAUGCUCAGUAUGCUGCGCAGAGUGCGGAGCUAUCACAGCAAAGUAGCAGGGGGUCCAAUGCUGGUACACUGUAGUGCAGGUGUUGGGCGUACUGGCACCUUCAUAGUGAUAGACUCUAUGCUGGAGAGACUCAAGAAUAGUGAUGCUUUAUUGGAUAUAUAUGGUCAUGUGACGUUGCUGCGAACCCAGCGACCCUACAUGGUCCAAACUGAGGACCAGUAUUUCUUCAUCCACGAGGCUCUUGCUGAAGCACUGCUCUGUGGCAAUACGGAGGUCAAUCUCACCACCCUAGGAGGCUACGUGACUGAGCUAGGCACUGUUGUCCCUGGCGACCAACAUGACACCACACACAUUGAAAUACAGUUCAAGAGGCUGGCCAUUGAUAAGAAUGAUCCUUAUCGCUACGUCACUGCUACCAAAGAAUCCAACAAACCCAAGAACAGACUUGUCAAUAUCCUACCAUAUGAGACCAAUCGUGUUGUGCUGGAGUACCUGCAUGGAGUGGAUGGUUCUGAUUACAUCAAUGCUAGUCACAUUGAUUCCUACCAUCACCGCCGAGCCUUCAUAGCCACUCAAGGUCCACUGCAGUCCACUAUAGGAGACUUCUGGAGAAUGGUCUGGCAGUAUAACAGUCCUGUGGUGGUGAUGCUGACAGAGACCAUGGAGAAGGGGAUGGAGCGCUGUGCCCAGUACUGGCCGAGUGAGGUACUACAGAGUGCUGUGUAUGACAGGUUCACUGUCGAGCUAGCAGUGGAGAGGAGGUCACAACACUACACAUUCAGGGACAUUAACAUCACUGAUAAUCAGACUGGAACUAAACGCUGUGUGAGCCACUUCCAGUUCCAUGGUUGGCCAGAGGUGGGCAUCCCAGCCACACCGUCGCUAUUGCUGGACUUUAUACGAGAAGUGCAGAAGAUGUACUCCAGCCUCUCCACCCACGCUCCCAUCACCGUACACUGCAGUUCUGGUGUUGGUCGCAGUGGAGUGUUCAUCACACUGCACAUAACACUGGAGAGGAUGAAGACUGAAGGUUUGGUUGAUGUCUUCCAAACAGUCAAGACUCUGCGUAUACAGAGACCCGCCAUGGUGCAGACUCUGCAACAAUACCACUUCUGCUACGAGAGUGCUCUACACUACCUGGAGAGCUCAGAUCUAUUGCUGACUCAGCAACGCUCUGCCCAACCCUCGGCAGAAGUGUCACGCAAGAGGAGCUUCCGUCACACUCCACCAUCCUCACAACCCUCCCCUUCACGCACCGCCCACACCACACCCUCACGCAAAGAGUCAUUCAAAGGAUCAACUCGAACCUUCGAGGCAGCAGGAGGAGCUCAUAUCUACGGUGUUUCUGAAGCUACCAGUACCUUUGGAUCUCAUCAAGCUUCUGGUAGUGGCAGUCAAAUAGCUCUGUAUGGAAGUGGAACACUGGGUCAGCAGACACUGAGUGGCAGUCAGCUAUCUGUGGGUCAACGUAGCCGUAGCCCUCGUCUGGGGGGUAGUCAAAGUGCCCUCAAUACCCCACCCCCUGUUGGGGGGCAUGUGCGGAAUGCCUCCAUGAGUGGUGUCCCUCAUCAGCUAGCAGAGAGUCAACGCUACUCCACCUCUUCUGUCACUGGCUGGACUCAAUGAUCAACAUAACAUUUUUUGUACGAUUCCUACUCAUGAUAGUUGAAGACUGUAAUUCAUCAAUAAUAUAUUUUGUAUCCAUUUUUUGUGCAAUCAACAUAAUUUACCAAUAAUAAUUAUUAUAGCUGCUCUUUAUUAGCUGAGAAUUUAAUAAUAAUUUAUUGAUGCCAUUAUAAUCAAUGACUUGA
Halichondria panicea is the source of this 6915-nucleotide messenger RNA. Its product is annotated as receptor-type tyrosine-protein phosphatase F-like. The transcript has 34 exons. Gene Ontology annotation, molecular function: protein tyrosine phosphatase activity; protein binding. Gene Ontology annotation, biological process: protein dephosphorylation. The record is from RefSeq and is a predicted model, not a curated record. The coding region runs from base 104 to 6730 and encodes 2208 amino acids. Lineage: Eukaryota; Metazoa; Porifera; Demospongiae; Suberitida; Halichondriidae.